Molecule: messenger RNA, 2627 nt
Organism: Monomorium pharaonis (pharaoh ant)
Lineage: Eukaryota; Metazoa; Arthropoda; Insecta; Hymenoptera; Formicidae
Product: lipase member H-A
Exons: 7
Coding region: 1077-2018 (313 amino acids)
Biological process (GO): lipid metabolic process
Molecular function (GO): lipase activity
Source: RefSeq, a predicted model, not a curated record
UACUGAUUCACCGGUAAUCCAUGACAUUCUCAUAAAUCUGCCAGUACAUAAAUUAACAUGAAUACGAUUUUAAAUGAGCAGCGUGACAGAAUUAUGGGGCAUUACGUGUCUCUUUGUUUUACGAGUUUUAUGAGAUACAACAGAUGCAGAUUAUAUAUAGUAGAAAUUUACUAUUUUAUUGAAAGACUUUUUCCUAAGUGAUUAAUUUCUUACGUUUUUAUAAAUUACUGCUAAUAAAUAAUAAAACUGCAACAUUUUCUAAUCUCGUGAUUUUAAAAUAUCUCAGUAUUGAAAUAUACUAUAUAAAAUACGUUAAAAAUGUAAAAUAAACAGAUACAUUUUCUAUAAAAAAAUGUUAUUAAUAAUUUUACACGUUCAAAAAAAUAUAUAUAUCAAUAUAUGCAAUAUCCUAAUGUCCACGAAAUUGUUCAAUUGCAUAUAUUGUACUGAUAAAAACAGUAGAAAUAGUAAUUUGUCAGAAUAUUGUUUUAACAUUGAAUUAUAUAUUAUAUAAGUUACAGCUGGCGCACAUUUUAGUAUAAAUAUAUAGUGAACUUAACAAACUAGAUCAAGUGCAAAAGUAAGUAUUGACAGUAUUUAAAAAGUUUAAAAUUUAAAUUUAUUAUUUUUAAAUGAUUUUUUAGAGGAUUUUACUAUCUGCAUUCUUACAAAUAGUUGUAAAAAUUUGUUUUUACAUGUGUGUCAUCUUUUGUCUCUAUUAUCAAUAUUAUAAACAUUUAUAUGACAUGGUUAAAAUAUUUAAUUAAUUUUGAAUAAUUGCAUUUGUGCUAUACCAUUUGACAAUAAUCGUUUAAUAACCAUUUUCUUAUAAUUUUUCGAACGUGUUCCUAGCAUUAUUCCUGUAUAAUCAACUCUAGGAAGAGUAUCUCCGACGUUUGACAAGUGUGCUUUUACACGCAGUAAAGUAAACAGGGCGAUAUAAGAUAACGGAAUGUCUCAUAAAUUUAACGGUGCAUAAAUUAGCAACACGGCUUUUUAUAUUCUGUGCGCCGAAAAAGAUUCGAAGUUUGGUAUAUUCAGAAAUCCUCUUUGUUUAGUUAGAGCUUAAAGCCACAAUGAUAAGUUACAUUUUUCGACAAUUUUUUACUAUUGUGAUAAUAUAUGUAAUUGCGGUUGACGGAGCGUCCAAUGAGGAUGAGGACCUCGACAUUUUUCUACGUGUUUAUAUCGGGGCUACUAUAAACGAAUAUGUCGAUUAUUCGUUGGAAAAUGCUAGCGCAAUCACAUCUCGAGUAAUUAACAGUAAGCCAACAGUAAUGUAUAUCCAUGGUUUCACGGAACAUUUGGAGAAAGAGAGCGUACGAACAAUAGUACAAGCUUACUUGAAGAGAAGUGAUCAUAAUAUUAUCGGGGUGGAUUACCGUAAAUUGGCAAACGAAUCAUACUUAAAAGUAGCAAGAAAUGCUCCUCGCGUUGCAAAUGUUCUCGUGACGUUUCUCGAUAAGAUGGUCAAAUCGAAUUUUGAUACAGAAAAGUUGCAUAUCGUUGGACAUUCCAUGGGCAGUCAAAUCGCAGGCUAUGUCGGCAGAAAAGUCAACUUCCAGAUUCCUAGAAUUACAGGUCUUGAUCCUGCCGGUCCCCUUUACAACAUGCUUCAGCCGAGUCUUUCAUUCUCUGAUGCUCGUUUUGUGGACAUUAUACAUACGGAUUAUGGAUUUUAUGGCAUUGCCAAGACUACAGGCACAGUAGAUUUUUUUCCAAACGGCGGUGAACGCAUACAACCUGGUUGUCCGAAUCGUCCUGUAUUUUUUAGUCCAGAUGAUUUCUGCAGCCAUCAUCGUUCAUGGAAAUUCUAUGCCGAGUCUCUGAUCUACGAAUCUGCCUUUUUGGGUGUACAAUGUGCCUUAUUACCUCACAUGGUCUUCGGCGAAUGUAGUAAUAAUACGCAGAUCAUCAUGGGAUACGCCACUCCGAGCAGCGCGCGAGGAACUGUCUAUCUUGUGACAGAUGAAAAAAGUCCUUUCGGAUUGAAGGAGCGAGGACUCUCACCGAAUUGAUCACGCUAUGUUGAAAAUCUCAAUAAAAGGAUAUCGCAAAUUUCUAGAACAAAAAAAUAUUAAUUCUCUUACUAGUAUAAAAGAAAAAAACUAUAGAAAAAGAAUUUAUCAGUCUUCCUCAGCGACGCGAAUAUAUUAUCAUGCUAUAUUCAUUGUAUUAAUGGACGAUCGAACGCAACGUCUUACUUUAUUUCUCGUAAUAACCGAGUCAUCGUUGAAUAUUAUACAACGCAUAUCCCAACGUCUUCUAACUUCCCCUCAUGCAUUAAUAAUGUUACCAUUAAUUCAAUAAUGGCGAUUGUUACAUUACUGGUACGUUUCGUAAUACAUAUUUGCAAUUUAAGUUUAUUUAAAUCUAUUAAAUAAAAUUUUAAAAAAUUAAUGAUUAAGCUUCCAGUCCCCAAGAGGUCUAAGAUAAUAAAUUUUUGAAGAACUUACAGUAUACUAUAAUUCUUUAAAAAUCAGAAAUCCACUAAGCUGUAAAAAAAACCAGAAAAAAUUUAAAACUUUUAAUAAAUGUAUCCUAAUAUUCUGUUUCUAAGAAACAGAACAUUAAAAUUCUGUGAAAGUAAUUGCAACAAAGUGAUCAAAAUUUGGCUUUUUCCAAUC